Panicum virgatum (switchgrass) is the source of this 1180-nucleotide messenger RNA. Its product is annotated as HVA22-like protein a. The transcript has 6 exons. Lineage: Eukaryota; Viridiplantae; Streptophyta; Magnoliopsida; Poales; Poaceae. The record is from RefSeq and is a predicted model, not a curated record. Bases 306 to 866 code for a protein of 186 amino acids.
GCCGCCGGCCACAGAGAGAAACGUUGGGACUUGGGAGUGGAGGGCAGCCACAGGGAGGGAGAGAAAAAGAAGAGAAAGGAGGGGGAGAGAAAGCGAGCCUGCUGCCCUGCCUGCCAUCUCGAAACAGCACGGCAGCUGCGGGCUGCGGCAGCUUGACAGCUGCCUGCCUCUCCAACGGCUGGCUCGCGAGAAUCCAAGCCAUUUUCUGCACGCGCUCCCAGGUUCUAGCUCCGGCGCCAUCAGGGCAGGGGGGAGAGCGAUAGUUCUGUGCUACUGGAAGGGGAGGGGGAGGAGGAGGUUGCGAGAUGGGGUCCGGAUCUUUCCUCAAGGUGCUGGCCAAGAACUUCGACGUGCUCGCCGGGCCAAUAAUAUCACUUGCUUAUCCUCUGUAUGCUUCUGUUAGAGCAAUAGAGACGAAAAAUCCUGUAGAUGAUCAGCAAUGGCUCACUUACUGGGUGCUGUACUCGUUUAUCACUUUGUUUGAGCUAACUUUUGCUCCAAUUAUUGAGUGGCUUCCCUUUUGGUCAUAUGCAAAGCUGUUCUUCAACUGCUGGUUGGUCUUACCUUGGUUUAACGGUGCUGCUUAUGUUUACGACCAUUUUGUGCGGCCAAUUUUUGUGAACCGCCAAAUAGUAAACAUAUGGUAUGUCCCAAGAAAUGAGAAGUCAAGUAAACCUGAUGAUGUACUGUCAGCUGCAGAGAGAUAUAUUGAACAAAAUGGACCUGAAGCAUUUGAGAAGCUCAUCAGCAAGUCUACAAAGUCUUCAAAAUCAAGGACCACAAGGCGUUCGAUCUUGGAGGAGGCUGAGGCUGAAAGAGAAUCCUGGGGUGAAAAUCCUUUCUACGACAAAAAUUUCCGACACUGAACUACUUCAAGUCCACUCAGCAGGUUGGUGCAAUCAGAAUCCUUGCUGCGCCACACAGCCUGGAGACGACCUUCAUGUAUUCCUGACUUGAGGACUGUACCUUGUUGCAUCCACUGCUAAACUACGAUCAGUUCUAGAGCAAUUGUGGACUACUGUAAAUGGAGGUAGAUGCUAGCGUUGCUCGUUUAUGUGAGCUGUUGGCCGGUGUAAUAUCAACAACAACGCCUGUGUUACUAAACCUUUAGGAGGAUACAAGCCUAGAUUUUCAGUUUCCAUUUCGUUCUGAGCAUAUAUAUAGUCGGCUUGUUGCAUUU